Aspergillus luchuensis is the source of this 567-nucleotide messenger RNA. Its product is annotated as LysM peptidoglycan-binding domain-containing protein. The transcript has a single exon. The record is from RefSeq and is a predicted model, not a curated record. The coding region runs from base 1 to 567 and encodes 188 amino acids. NCBI's taxonomy places the organism in Eukaryota, Fungi, Ascomycota, Eurotiomycetes, Eurotiales, Aspergillaceae.
AUGUAUCUCACUUACAUCACCCUCUUCACCCUCCUCUCACUCGCCUCAGCCGCAGCACACAUCCCCCGCGACGGCACUCCCACCACCCUCACAGCCGCCGCAGCCAUCAAUGCCGUGGCUACCCCUUCCCCAAUCCAGCCCGGCAUGACCAGCAACUGUGACUCCUUCCACCUAGUAUCCAGCACCGACACCUGCGUCACCAUUGCCUCCAGCGCCGGUAUCACACUUGCCGACUUCUACUCGUGGAAUCCGGGUGUUGGCUCCGGCUGCGACACUCUCUGGCUGGGGUACUAUGUCUGUACCGGAGUGAGUGACACUACCACCACUACAACCACAUCUACGACUACCACCUCCACCACCACGAGUGUUACCACCCCAUUGCCCACUCAAUCGGGGAUGGUGAGUAACUGCGAUGCCUUCUAUCUGGUUGCCUCUGGGGAUACCUGUACGACAGUGGCGCAGAAGAAGAGUGUGUCAGUGACGGAUAUUAUCGCUUGGAACCCGGCAGUGGGGACGGGUUGUACUAAUUUGUGGUUGGGAUAUUACAUCUGUGUGGGGGUGUUGUAA